Molecule: messenger RNA, 4317 nt
Organism: Dunckerocampus dactyliophorus (ringed pipefish)
Lineage: Eukaryota; Metazoa; Chordata; Actinopteri; Syngnathiformes; Syngnathidae
Gene: tnpo3
Product: transportin 3
Exons: 24
Coding region: 124-2895 (923 amino acids)
Biological process (GO): protein import into nucleus
Cellular component (GO): nuclear membrane; cytoplasm
Source: RefSeq, a predicted model, not a curated record
CGUGGUUACACACGGAAAGCCCGUGCGAGAUGGCGGUCAGGACACAGACAGUCUAGAAUUUGUUCCCAAUCGCACAGUUUGUCGCCUUUCUUCCUGAUCGAUCUCCUUCUUUGGGCCCGAGCGAUGGAGGGGGGCAAACCCAGCCUGUCGCUGGUCUACCAGGCUGUCCAAGCCCUGCACAACGACCCGGAUCCGGCCGGGAAGGAGCGAGCUUCGGUGUGGCUGGGAGAGCUCCAGAAAUCGAUGUACGCGUGGGAGAUCUCCGAUCAGCUGCUGCAGCUCAAGCAGGAUGUGGAGUCGUGUUACUUUGCUGCUCAGACCAUGAAGAUGAAGAUCCAGACUUCGUUCUAUGAGCUUCCUCCUGAUACCCACAAUGCACUGCGAGACUCGCUGCUGUCUCACAUCCAGAACCUCAAAGACCUGUCGCCCAUCAUUGUGACCCAGCUUGCUUUGGCCAUCGCAGAUCUUGCUCUUCAGAUGGCCUCGUGGAAAGGAUGUGUGCACACGCUCAUAGAAAAGUAUAACGGUGAUGUCAGCUCCAUGCCCUUCCUCAUCGAGAUCCUGACCGUGUUGCCUGAGGAAGUCCACAGCCGCUCGCUGCGCAUCGGAGCCAAUCGGAGGACAGAGAUCAUUGAGGACUUGGCAUAUUACUCUUCCACCGUGGUGGCGCUAUUGGCAUCGUGUGUGGAAAAGACUGGCAGCAAUGAGAAGAUGCUGAUUAAGGUCUUUCGUUGUCUGGGAAGCUGGUUCAACUUGGGGGUCCUGGAUAGUAACUUCAUGGCCAGUAACCAGCUUCUCAUGGUCCUUUUCCAAGUUUUGCAGAGGGACGACACCUCCACCAACCUUCAUGAAGCAGCCUCGGACUGUGUGUGCUCCGCCCUCUACGCCAUCGAAAACGUGGAGACCAACAUGACGUUGGCGCUGCAGCUCUUCCAGGGCGUCCUGACGCUGGAGACGGCCUAUCACAUGGCUGUGGCUCGUGAGGACCUCGACAAAGUUCUGAACUAUUGCAGAAUCUUCACUGAGCUGUGCGAGACCUUUUUAGAGACCACUGUGAGGUGUCCUGGUCAGGGCAUGGGCGACUUAAGGACGCUGGAGCUGCUGCUGAUCUGUGCUGGACACCCCCAGUAUGAGGUGGUUGAAAUCUCCUUUAACUUCUGGUACCGUCUUGGUGAAAAUCUCUACAAGAUCAAUGACGUGGCCCUUCACAGCAUUUUCCGACCGUACAUUCAGAGACUACUGCACUGUUUGGCCCGACAUUGUCAGCUGGACCCAGACCACGAAGGAAUUCCAGAGGAGACGGAUGACUUUGGCGAGUUCAGGAUGAGGGUUUCUGACCUGGUCAAAGAUGUGAUUUUCCUUGUGGGUUCUAUGGAGUGUUUCUCCCAGUUGUAUUCUACUCUCAAAGAAGGGAAUCCUCCUUGGGUGGUGACCGAAGCUGUUCUCUUUAUCAUGGCUGCCAUCGCUAAAAGCGUAGAUCCGGAGAACAACCCCACCCUCUUGGAGGUGUUGCAGCAGGUUGUGUUGCUCCCGGAAGUAGUUCACAUGGCGGUGCGCUACACCAGCAUCGAGCUGGUUGGAGAGAUGAGCGAGGUUGUGGACAGAAACCCCCGAUUCCUUGACCCAGUGCUGAACUACCUGAUGAAAGGUCUACGAGAGAAGCCUCUGGCCUCGGCCGCAGCAAAGGCCAUCCACAACAUCUGCUCGGUAUGCCGGGACCAUAUGUCCCAACACUUCCAGGGAUUGCUGGACAUCGCUCGCUCUCUGGACUCUUUUGCAUUGUCCUCAGAGGCUGCCGUGGGACUGCUCAAAGGUACGGCGCUGGUCCUUGGGCGUCUUCCUCUGGAGAAGAUUGCAGAGUGCCUCGGUGACUUGUGCGCUGUUCAGGUUGCAGCUCUGAAGAAGCUUCUGGCUGAAGAAUCAACCAACGGCCGAUCAGCUGAUCCAACUGUGUGGCUGGACAGGCUGGCCGUCAUUUUCAGGCACACAAACCCCAUCGUGGAGAACGGACAGACUCACCCUUGUCAGAAGGUCAUCCACGAGAUCUGGCCUGUGCUGUCCGAGACUCUGAACAGUCACCAGGCUGAUAACCGAAUCGUGGAGCGAUGCUGUCGCUGCCUCCGCUUUGCCGUACGCUGUGUGGGAAAAGGCUCCGCCUCCUUGCUGCAGCCAUUGGUUACGCAGAUGGUGAGCGUGUACCAAGUGUAUCCGCACUCGUGCUUCCUGUACCUGGGCAGCAUCCUGGUGGACGAGUACGGCAUGGAGGAGGGCUGUCGACAGGGUCUUCUGGACAUGUUGCAGGCUUUGUGCAUGACAACCUUCCAGCUGUUGGAGCAGCCCAAUGGUCUCCGGAACCACCCUGACACUGUUGACGACCUCUUCAGACUAGCGACCAGGUUCGUCCAACGGAGUCCUGUCACGCUGCUCAGCAGCAGCAUCGUGGUUCACAUCAUCCAGUGUGCCAUUGCCGCCACCUCGCUGGACCACAGAGACGCUAACUGCAGCGUGAUGAAGUUUGUGCGAGACCUCAUCCACACCGGCGUGGCCAACGACCACAUGGAGGACUUUGAGUUGAGGAAGCAGCUGAUCGGUCAAGCCAUGGAGCAGCACGGCCAGCAACUUGUCACCCAGCUCAUGCACUCGUGUUGCUUCUGCCUGCCGCCCUACACGCUACCCGACAUUGCAGAGGUGCUCUGGGAGGUCAUGGUUUUUGACCGGCCGACGUUCUGUCGCUGGUUAGAAAGUGCCCUGAAAGGCUUACCCAAGGAGACGUCAGGAGGAACAGUUACAGUCACGCACAAGCAGCUGACAGAUUUCCAUAAACAGGUCACCAGUGCUGAUGAAUGUAAACAAGUGUGUUGGGCCAUCAGAGAGUUCACCAGACUGUUCCGCUAAACGCAUAUCAAGUCUUUGGGAAUUCACACGUGACAGCAGAAGCAGGAAGUGCUGGAAGGACUCUGACAAGACUUUGAAUGGACGCUACAAGGUGGACAGAUGUCAAGGACUUAUUUAACAGAUGCACCUGCAGCAGGUGGGAGGUGGGAAGGGCAGGCCGAGGAGGCUUCAAAAGUGAACAAGUGGGUGAGAAACGGAAUGUGCCUGGUCAACUGUUUUUAAGAGAAACUUUAUUUUUGGACUCGGUGGUUUGGACGAUGCUGUACAAAGAGCCAAAUGGUAUCCUGUGGAGGACAUGUCACUUUUAACCUUUGAAAGUUGACUUUCAUGGGACGUGACAGAGUGAACUCUGACAUGACGUCAUCACGGAUAUUGCCUUGUUGUAGACAAUAAACAACAAAUGUCAUAUCAAACCUCACGAUCCUAAAUGUUUGACACCACUUGCUCUUAUUUGUCACGGUGCACAUGAUGGUAAGAUGAUUCCAUGUGGAAAGGCAGCUUCAAGCAUUUGCUGACCUGUAUUUGAUUUUCAGCAGUUCAAAUCAGCAAAAGCGUUUCUACCUCCAAGCCUCACCUCGUCCGCCAAGUUCCGACGGCGGUGGAUGACAAAUGGACACCUAUCAUCCAUAGUCAAGCAGGUGCAGUGUUGCACAGACAUCACGCCGCUGAAGGAACUCUUAUGACGCGUUUCUGCUGCAAAGUGGGAGAGUUCCCACCAUUGGAUGCUGUCAUGCUAAACUGUUAGCAUUGUCACUUUGACAUGGAUUUCUUUGAACUAGCUUAGUGUGAUAUCUCCUGCAGUCUUGGAUGAAAGUAUUCAAGUCCAGGGAGGAGCAUCACAUCACCAAAUGAGCUUUGCAGUAAUGUUUCUCUGCAGGGACGCUGAAGUACUCAAAUUGCUUUUACUUUGACGUCUUUUCUUCCUUUGAGUGGACUUGCUGUGUGUGUGCCUUCUUUGAUGGCUGACCUCCUCACCAGAGCAGGAGGAAGAACAGGAGUCCAGUGCUGACCAGACCCCCCCAGAAGAGGAGAAGAAGAUAUAGGACAUAGAAAAGGUGCUUUGGUUUCUUUUGGAAGCCGCCAUAAAAUGUAUUUAAGCCUGAUUAUUUCAUGUGUAAUGAAUAGAAAUAUUUUGACUAUGAGAAUAUUUCCUUUCUUUGUCAUAAUUCCUGCACACUACUGCAUUGCAUCGUCUAACAGUGUAGCCCAUAACCUCCCCAUCAGGUGUAAGUAUAGCACCCUCCCCUAUUUGAACACUUCUAUUAUACUAGCACUGUGUUUGGAAACUAGCAAUGUUUCAGCACCAAGAGAGAAAAUGACAUGAUGAUCCACAAAAGGAGCAUCCUGUCCUAGGACAUUACCUCUCUGUGGCCCCUUGCUGUUCUUCCCGGGGAGGGGGCUCUCUGGGCUGGUUCUUGGGGG